GGAACAGUCACUUCACUAGAAGCAGAAGCACAUUGCAGUUGGCCAGUGAAGGAAGAUUUUUGUUGUCUUUUUAUUUCUCUUUGGUAGGGAUCUGAGGGAUCCAAAAAGUAUACACCUGCCUAUUUUGGAUAUUUUAUUUUAAGAUCAUCACAAUGUCCAGAGUUGCUAAUCUGUCGAAGCUGCGACAAGAGAGGAUGAGGGAGAUCAACCUGCGGAAUAAAGAGAGAGAGCGCAUGAGGGAGCGAGAGAAGGCGGCAAGGGAGAGGGAGGCACGUUACAGCAAUGGUCACCUCUUCACGUCAUUGACAGUGUCAGCAACCACACUCUGUUCAGCAUGCAACAAGAGUAUUACUGCCAAGGAGGCGCUCAGCUGCCCUACUUGUAAUGUCACUAUCCACAACCGCUGUCGAGACACUUUGCCAAACUGCGCCAAAAUGAAACAGAGGCAGCAGAAGAUGGCCCUAAUAAGGAACAACUCAGCCGUACAGAAUGUCACGCUGCGCACAAAAACUCCAGGAAUGCGCGAGCGUCCAAGUUCAGCCAUCUAUCCUUCUGACAGCUUCCGACAGUCCCUGCUGGGAUCCCGCCGUGGACGCUCAAACCUAUCCCUGUCCAAAAGUGUCUCUACCAACAACAUUGCAGGGACCCUGACUGACAACUCUCCCCUCGGGCUGCGCAGGAUCCUUUCCCAGUCGACAGACUCACUCAGCUUCAGGACCAGAGCUAUGUCAGUGGAGUCUCUCAAUGAUGACGGAGACCUAUACUAUACUGCACUAUUGGAGGAUCUGGAGCUGGAGAGCCAGGACUUUAAGGCUGACUCGUGGAGCAUGGCUGUGGAAAGCAGCUACUUGCAGACACACCGCAAAAACGUCAUCAAGAGGCAGGAUGUCAUCUAUGAGCUGAUUCAGACAGAGCUGCACCACAUGCGAACGCUGCAUAUAAUGGAGAGGGUGUUCCGGCAAGGCAUGCUGGAGGAGCUUCAGCUGGACCUGUGCACUGUGUAUGCCAUGUUCCCCUGCCUGGACCAGCUGACCAGGAUACACUCCCAUUUCCUGGCACAGCUUCUCCUGAGGCGCAACAGCAGUCUGCAGUCUGGAUCCAGCCGCAACUUCACCAUUCACCAGCUGGGGGAUAUGCUACUAGAGCAGUUCUCAGGCCAGUGUGCAGAUGAGAUGCGAAAGACCUACGCUGAGUUCUGUAGCCGCCACUUGAAGGCUGUCAAAUUAUACAAGGAACUGAUGGCCAGAGACAAGAAGUUCCAGUGCUUCAUACGGCGGUUGAGUCGCGGACCCCUGCUACGUUGCCAUGGUGUUCAGGAGUGCAUCUUGUUGGUGACUCAGCGAAUCUCCAAGUAUCCUGUCCUUGUUCAGCGCAUUCUGGACAAUACCAGCGAUGAUGAUGAAGAAGAAGCCUCCUCUCUGGCCCAGGCUCUCUCCAUGGUCAGAGAACUUCUUAGUUCAAUAGACCAACAGAUGGAAGACCUGGAGAAAGCACAGCGUUUGCAAGAGAUCCAAGCCAAGCUGGACCCCCGGGCUGAGGCCAAAGUAAGAUAUGGUGGACUUUUCAAGCCUGGAGAGUUGUUCCGCCGGAGACUUGUCCAUGAUGGGACCCUUUUUUGGAAAACCCCAGGAUCCCGACUCAAAGACACACAGGUCCUAUUGAUGACGGACAUCCUGGUGUUUCUGCAGGAGAAAGACCAGAGAUACAUCUUUCCAUGUGUGGACAAAUCUCCAGUCCUUUCCCUUCAGAACCUGAUAGUGAGGGAUAUAGCCAAUCAGGAACGAGGCAUGUUCCUCAUCAGUGACUCCUCUCCUCCUGAGAUGUAUGAGUUCCAUGCUGCCUCCAAGGAGGACAAGAACGUCUGGAUACGCCACAUCCAGCGCACCGUCAGCAAGUGCCCAUCACGAGAGGAGUUCCCCCUCAUAGAGACUGAACACAAGGCCCAUCUUAGGAGACUCAAAGCUGACCUCCAGCAGAAGGACCGGGAAAUGCUGGAGCUCCUACAGGAGAGGGUGACACUGUUCUGUGAGCUGGCAGAAGUGACAAGUGGUCAGGAGGCCCUACAACCUCCCAUCACUCGCUACUUGUUCAGGGCAGACACACCUCAAGCUCCCCGUGCAGAGAAACUCCUACUGGAUGCUACAGCUGAGAUUGACAGAUUGAGUGAGCUCCUUCUGGGUUCCAGGGUGGACAUCCCUCUUCCGUGCCAUCACAACCACAUGGAGGUGGUAGAAACCAGUGAUCAGGAUCUGUUGGUCAAUGGAGCCCAUGAUUUCUUAGCAUCAAAGGAUUGCUUGAGGAGUCAAGACAAGUCACUGCCUGCAAAGAUCUAUCAGAGGCUAGUGAAUGUUAGUGUUUACCUCCAUGCGCUCCAGGGUGCUGUCAUCAAACAAGACUCUAUUUUGGAACUGCUGCUGCAGCCACAGGAUAAAGUGACACCAGCUGCAGGAGGAGCGUGGCGCCCUCUCUGGCGAGAUGGUGGACAUCGGGAGGCCAAUACAGGAUCAAGCAUCGGGGAGCUGGUUCUUUUGCAGAGACAACACAGCCUGCUGCAGGAGGAGCUGCUGAGGCUGCGGGAUGCUGAGAGCAGGUUCAAGGACAGUGAGAGGGCCCGGGCAAAGCUGGAGAGGCACAUGAAGGUCUACAGCAGUGCUGCAGCUGCCUCCCAGCAGCUUGGGGAGCAGGCUGCUCAACCUGCCUCUCUGCAACCAGGAAGGGAGGCCUCUACCGGAGCUGACACCCUGUGGGUCAGCCUGGUACCUGCCCACCAAUCAGAUGGCCUCCAGGACAGCAGUGAUUUGGAGGUAGACAUGACGUCAGAUGAUGAUGAUGGGACGGCAUCUGAAAGCUCCAAGGACCUUCAAGAUAUCCCAGAGGAGAUCUGAUUCUCUCCAUGUUUCACAGUGCUAAUGAGCUUAUAGCUAUAGUUGACUAUGAUAGAAACACAUUGAUUCCAACAAUGACCAUGUCUAUCUUUUCUGCAAUUCUUAAUGAUUGAAGCUGCUUUGCUUUACGGUAGAUGGUUUGUGACUGUGGGUUGUUUUUAAAAAUGUUCAGUUAUGCUUUGGAUUGUUUGAUUUAUUUCCAUCACUUGCAUUGUUUACAUGAGCAUUUGUAAUCUUCAAACAUGUUCAUGUUGUGCAAAAAUAACUUAAAUCAAAUUAAUGUCAAACAGGUAGGGUUCAUGCUACACAAAGAUAAAACAAAGUUUCUAUUCAAUGCUGCUAGGCAACAACCCACGCUAAAAUACCCUGAAAAUACAUAACCAUUAAAAAUACAUAACCAUUAAAAAUACAUUACCAUUAAAAAUACAUUACCACUAAAAAUGUAAUUCAUUUGCCCUGCAAUAACUGCUGCUUUUACAAUGUGUAUCUUGUUAUGGUUUGUCUUUGUCAGAUCUUAAAGUAGAAGUUAUAACUUCUAAAAAUAACGUCCGAGUCACUCAUGAAACUUGUUGCCAUUGCUGAGGUCUUACUGUGGUCACUGUGGCCUGAUUACAGUAAUGCAGCUCAUCUGUCACAAUGUGGAAGAAAUAGAAACACAUCAUGUUUCAUCGUGUCGCUGCCUCUCUGUGGAUCCAGAAAAAAGCUUGUCUGCCCUCUCCAAAGAUGUAAGGCUUGAAGCUGCUAUAAUCCAUAUGUUCAUAAUCACAAUGUAUUAACUGAUAAGUUUAAAAAGGUGUGAUGAUGCUGGGAAUCACCAGCUGAUAUUGAAGCUUUUUUUAGCUUCUCAAUUACAUUUCGAGGUCAUUUUAGUUGCAUUUCUAAACGAAACGAAAAUGCAACAACAACGUUAAUUUAGUUUCGUAAAACAUUAUGGUUUGGAUAAAAAUUAUUGCGCUAUUGAAGUUUCGGAUGUACAUUUUAAAAAAUGUAAAACGUUGACUUUUGGUUUUGUACUAGAAUUUUGUGAACAUUUGUGAUUCAGAAUUAAUUAAUUAAUAAUUCAGCCGCUUUAUUAUUAAGGGCAACAUCAAAAUUCUGUAAUUCAAAGCUAACAGAAAAAAUACGUCAUGGCCAGAAAGAUCAAGUCUAAAUAAAGUCCUCUGAUUACCAUACCAUCCCUUACAAGAAGUCCUCCAAACUAAACAACAAAAUGAAAUUUAUGAUCAAAAGCAGUUUAGGUCAGUUAUGAUUCAUCUAUGAUUCUGCUAUAUGAUCUGCUACGCUAACAUUAAGCUUCUGGUUGAAAGGAUACAUCAUUGGUUGGAGGCAGACAGACAGUGGUUGUCCAAUCGCCUAACCCAACUUCCCUAAAAUGUUUCAUCCUAAUACUCACACCUGCUGUAUGUCUAAAGAAUUCAUUUAAAUAACUCUGUGUACAUUAUGACUGCUGUGGAUUGAGCUUUAUGAGAGUCCACUUAAAUACAGAGACGUAUUCAUAUUUUAAAUGCAUGUGUAUGAAAAAUAUACAUUAACAAUGUAAUGUAUAGUCCAGCAUUUCACAAACUUUAACUUUUUUAUGUCUGCAUAGAUGUCAGUCCUAAAACCUGGAUAGAUGGAUUAUGUAUUUGUUUACAAACAUAGCAGAGCAUAUUCAGUUGACAUGAGAACAUAUAGGGGCUUUACAUUUAAAUGAUUUAAAAACAUAGUCAGUAGUCUGCUUGGCUUGAUAGUUUUGCAUGUUCUCCAACCUAACCUCUUUUCUUAAUAAAUAGCUUAAAAAAUAAAAUAGCUUUUAGCUUUACUGUGUCUUUAUUCUUAAUAGUUGUUAUUGGAUGUUAGAGCUGGCUGAUAGUAGUCUAGUAACACAAAGAAAGAACAGGCUAAAUCAACUCCAAAUGCCUGCCAAAUGAAUGUCAUAUUUUCUUCAGAAUAUAGCUUUUCAGUGGAUUUUAAAUGUAAAAGUGGGUUGAUCACCAUUUUGAGUUUUGCAAUUGUUUCUGUGGCUGCAAAAUGAUUGUGAACUUAUUUAGAAUGUUGUGACUGCGUGUCUACUUUUCUGCUAAAUGUAUUUUAGGCAUCCAUUUCUUAGAGUGACAUCACUCUGCUUAAACAGUCUGGAUGAGUACAAUAUUAUAUGGCAAAUACUGUUCAAAGCCAACAGAGUAAUGGAUGAGGUAUUAUGAAGUCAACAGAUGCUUUAUUUGUCAGUGAAACUGAAAGGCCGCACCUUAAACAAGGGCUGUGGUUACUUUUGCACAACCUUUUGUCAUUCAUGUAUUACUACAUGAAAAAAAUAAAAUCAUGCCAUACAAAAUGUAA
Messenger RNA from Cyclopterus lumpus (lumpfish), 5204 nucleotides. RefSeq names its product Rho guanine nucleotide exchange factor (GEF) 1a (gene arhgef2a). NCBI's taxonomy places the organism in Eukaryota, Metazoa, Chordata, Actinopteri, Perciformes, Cyclopteridae. The transcript has 23 exons. The coding region runs from base 153 to 2885 and encodes 910 amino acids. Gene Ontology annotation, biological process: regulation of Rho protein signal transduction; cell morphogenesis; actin filament organization. Gene Ontology annotation, cellular component: ruffle membrane; cytoskeleton. Gene Ontology annotation, molecular function: microtubule binding; guanyl-nucleotide exchange factor activity. The record is from RefSeq and is a predicted model, not a curated record.